AAACUUACCCUUCUUAAUCUGCGUCAAGAUGGAAAUGGCCUAUUUUUACGUCGCUGAAUGCGUAUUUAACUAGACAACAUCUGCACACCUAACCAACUCUUUAGAAAAUAAAUUACAUUCUUAAUCACAUAGGCCACAGCAGCUGGUCAACUAUGGCUCUCUCACGAACGAUUCGUAUGAUCGUCAUCCAGACCAUUCUCUGGAUCCUGUUACCAUUCUUCUGCAUCUACAAGUUCCUGAUGUUUUUCUACAGAUACUUUUCAACCGAAGACAUCAAGGGAAAAGUAGUUCUAAUCACAGGUGCAUCAUCAGGAAUUGGAGAGCACUUGACAUAUGAAUAUGCCAAAAGAGGAGCUUGUCUAGUUAUUGUUGCCAGGAGGGAGAAUCUCCUCAAGGAGGUGGCAGAAAAUGCCCGGAAACUUGGCUCGCCGGACGUUGUCCCCAUAUGUGCAGAUGUACUCAAGGUCGAUGACUGCAAGAGAUUUGUUGAGGAAACAGUUGACCAUUUUGGCAGAUUGGAUCAUGUUGUCAAUAAUGCCGGAAUUGUCUCCAUGUGCUUAAUUGAAGAUGCAGCUGACAUUACAAACCUCCAACCUGUUAUGGAUGUGAACUUCUGGGGAUCAGUUUAUCCGACUUACUUUGCAAUUCCUCACCUGAAAAGGUCCAAGGGAUCCAUCUUGGUUAAUGCAUCAUCAGCUGCAGUUUUGAGCCCACCAGGAUUGAGCAUCUAUUCUGCAAGUAAAGCGGCUUUGGUCAGCUUCUACGAGACGAUGAGAGUUGAACUAGCUUCUGAAAUCUCUAUAACAAUUGCAACUCUUGGUCCUGUAGAGUCAGAGAUUACCAAAGGGAAACACAUGACCAAGCAUGGAACUACAGAAUUUGACUCAGAGUUGGUAAAUGUUUUUUUAGAUGCUGAUCAGCUGCCAGCCAUGAGCUCCCCUGAUUGUGCAAAAGCAAUGGUGGACUCGGUAUGCCGGAAAGAAAGAUAUGUGACAGUACCCAAAUGGUGCAAGGUCCUAUUCCUGCUGAAGAUAUUAUGUCCUGAACUAAUUGAAUGGGCUAGCUACCAACACUGCUUGAAGAUAAAAUCCUGGGGAGCAAAGGCUACUCCAGUGCCUCCUCGUUCACAAAGUAAAUCAGACUAGCUGCAGUUUUUGGCUGUAGCGUGCAAACUCUAGAUAAUCUUUUUCCUAAUGAAGUCAUCAUCCCAGCACAAGCCAUGAAAAGCCGGUGAUCAUUGUCGUUGGAGUCGGCAAUUGGUUCUAUUUUUGCGUGACGAAACAUGCAAAUUAAGUGUCUGUUUUGGGACAUUGUUUUUCAUGGAGAAGCAAAAAUUCUUGGUUAUAUUCAUCAGUGUAACAGCUUAUAUUAGAUCA
This is a messenger RNA of Coffea eugenioides, 1376 nucleotides long. RefSeq names its product 11-beta-hydroxysteroid dehydrogenase 1B-like. The transcript is spliced from 6 exons. Gene Ontology annotation, molecular function: oxidoreductase activity. Lineage: Eukaryota; Viridiplantae; Streptophyta; Magnoliopsida; Gentianales; Rubiaceae. The record is from RefSeq and is a predicted model, not a curated record. The coding region runs from base 153 to 1145 and encodes 330 amino acids.